Molecule: messenger RNA, 1545 nt
Organism: Telopea speciosissima
Lineage: Eukaryota; Viridiplantae; Streptophyta; Magnoliopsida; Proteales; Proteaceae
Product: COP9 signalosome complex subunit 1-like
Exons: 6
Coding region: 125-1450 (441 amino acids)
Cellular component (GO): COP9 signalosome
Source: RefSeq, a predicted model, not a curated record
GUGAGGUAGAGCCUCAGAGUCGAAGAGCGGAGUGGUGCGCGUGAUUGUUGUUGCUAUUCUCGAAAUCGAAUUCCGAAUUCCCAAGUAGCUAGGAGUUCCCUUCUAGGGCUUAUAUUAGCCAGCCAUGGAAGGCGAGGACGAAGGGCCAGAAACGAUGAUUGACAACAUCUGCUCCAAUGGUUUUGAUGAUAAGCGCAGUAAACCGAUCAUGAGCAGCGAACAGUUGGACGUUGAGGCUUACGCAAGUCUCUACAGCGGCAGAACAAAGAUCACGAGGCUUCUAUUCAUUGCUGAUCGAUGCGGUCACCAGUCAAUGCAGUUGGAGGCAUUGCGAAUGGCUUAUGACGAGAUUAAAAAGGGCGAGAACUCCCAGCUCUUUAGAGAGGUCGUUCAGAAGAUAGAUGGAAGGUUGGGAUCUGCUUACGGGAUGGACCUGACAUGGGUUGAUAACGUUGAUCGUAGAGCUGAGCAGAGGAAGGAGAAGCUCGAGAAUGAGCUCAAUUCCUACCGGACAAAUUUGAUAAAAGAAAGCAUUAGAAUGGGAUACAAUGACUUUGGAGAUUUUUACUAUGCGCAUGGUGCCCUCGGCGAUGCUUUUAAGAACUAUAGCCGUACUCGUGAUUAUUGCACUACAUCAAAGCACAUAACUCAGAUGUGUCUGAAUGCAAUUCUGGUUAGCAUUGAGAUGGGCCAGUUUACACAUGUCACAAGCUAUGUUAGUAAGGCAGAGCAAUCACCCGAGGUGGUGGACCCUAUUACAGUUGCAAAAUUGCGUUGUGCUGCUGGAUUGGCUCACUUGAAGGGUAAAAUGUACAAACAUGCUGCUCGCAAGUUCUUGGAGACAGGGCCUGAAUUGGGAAAUAACUACUCGGAAGUGAUUGCACCCCAAGAUGUUGCGACAUAUGGUGGACUUUGUGCCCUUGCUAGUUUUGACAGGACAGAGUUGAAGAACAAAGUUAUAGACAAUAUCAAUUUCCGGAAUUUCUUAGAGCUGGUGCCUGAAGUAAGGGAGCUUAUUAAUGAUUUUUAUUCCAGCCAUUAUGCUUCAUGUCUUGAGUACCUUGAAAAUCUCAAAGCCAAUCUGUUGCUUGAUAUCCAUUUGUAUGACCAUGUUGAGACUCUAUAUAAUCAAAUCCGUCACAAAGCCCUAAUCCAAUACACACACCCCUUUGUAUCUGUUGAUCUGCACAUGAUGGCUAGUGCCUUCAAAACAAAUGUUGUUGGGUUGGAGAAGGAACUUGAAGCUUUGAUUACUGACAAUCAGAUUCAGGCUCGUAUAGACUCGCACAACAAGAUUCUAUACGCACGACAUGCUGAUCAAAGAAAUGCAACAUUCCAACGGGCCCUACAGACGGGCAGCGAGUUUGGCCAUGAUGUCAGGGCAAUGUUGCUGAGGGCUAAUCUACUCAAGCACGAAUACAAUACCAGAGCUGUGAGGAAGUAUGCGUAGGAUGGCCAGCUCUGACAAGCAUGUUCUCAUGCCUCACAUACAUCAUAGUGGACUAUUAUUCUGGGUAAUGGAAGCAAGUUUUUUUAGGACAAGUG